Molecule: messenger RNA, 777 nt
Organism: Cordyceps militaris CM01
Lineage: Eukaryota; Fungi; Ascomycota; Sordariomycetes; Hypocreales; Cordycipitaceae
Product: mitochondrial hypoxia responsive domain containing protein
Exons: 2
Coding region: 1-777 (258 amino acids)
Biological process (GO): mitochondrial respiratory chain complex IV assembly
Cellular component (GO): mitochondrial inner membrane
Source: RefSeq, a predicted model, not a curated record
AUGAAGAUUCUCAGCAAGGAAGAAGAGGCCGCGCACUACAAGGUCGUCGUCAACAGCGGCCUCAUCGGCGGCGGCGCCGGUCUGGCCAUUGGCCUCGGCGGCGUCGUUCUCGCGUCGCGCCGCUACCCUGCCUUUCGCGGCCUGACGCUCCCCUUCCGCUCCUUCCUCGUCACCUCGUCAGCCACCUUUUGCGCCAUCGUCAACGCCGACCGGCGCUCGACGCAGUUCCAGCGCUCGCAGGACCCCAUGUGGGGGUACCAGGACAAGAGCCAGCGCGCCGCCCAGCUGGCCCGCGACAACGAGACCACCUACCAGCGCUUCAUGGCCUGGGGUAAGGAGAACCGCUACAGCAUCGUCUUCACCAGCUGGCUGGCCUCGAUGGCCGUCGCCCUCGCCCUCGUCGGCCGCGCCCCCGUUAGCACAGCCCAGAAGCUCGUCCAGGCCCGUGUCUACGCCCAGGGCCUGACCCUCGCCGUCCUCAUCGUCUCGGCCGCCUUUGAGGUCAACGACGCCAAGUCGGGCAGCGGUCGCUGGGAGACGGUCCUGGUCCUCGACCCCAACGACCCGGAGCACAAGCACCUCAUCGAGAAGCGCGUCCACAAGGAGGAGUACGAGGGCCAGGACCUCUGGAUGGACAUGGUCGAGGCCGAGGAGAAGCGCAUUGCUGAGCGCAAGGCCAAUCAAGCUUCCAAAAAGAACGACAGCAAGCCCGCUGAGGAGACUUUGGAAAAGUCUGAAAAGGCUGAGCAGUCCGAAAAGACCGACGUCAAGGCGUAA